Musa acuminata AAA Group (dessert banana) is the source of this 3043-nucleotide messenger RNA. RefSeq names its product type IV inositol polyphosphate 5-phosphatase 7-like. Gene Ontology annotation, biological process: phosphatidylinositol dephosphorylation. The record is from RefSeq and is a predicted model, not a curated record. Bases 605 to 2308 code for a protein of 567 amino acids. NCBI's taxonomy places the organism in Eukaryota, Viridiplantae, Streptophyta, Magnoliopsida, Zingiberales, Musaceae. Gene Ontology annotation, molecular function: phosphatidylinositol-4,5-bisphosphate 5-phosphatase activity; phosphatidylinositol-3,4,5-trisphosphate 5-phosphatase activity; inositol-polyphosphate 5-phosphatase activity. The transcript has 13 exons.
GAGAGGGAGAGAGAGAGAGCGCUCAACGCUUGCGCUUUAUUCUCUUCGCUACAAAUUGGAUACUUUGCUGUGCCCCGAGGACGAGGUUGAGGAGAAAGAAAGGGCGGUGUCUGUGAAUGUGAGCGCUCCAUUGCUUCCCCCAUUCUCCCAUUCUCUUUUUUUUCUUCCGUUCAGUGCCCAUAUCGGAGUUUCUGUAUCCAAAAUCUGAUCUUUACCACCCCGCAUUGCGUUAGACUUGUAGCCCGAAGCUUUAAAUCGAAGUCCCAUUUGCGAAAGGAGAGGUUUUUCGUUCCUUUUCCGCUUUGGACUGGAGAGGAUCCUCAGGCUCCUGCUCAGUUCUCGUUGUUUUCCGCGAUAGACCCUCGGGUGAUGUACCUUUGUCGAGGGUGAUAGCCGGCUUUCUCUUUUCCUGCGGCUUCCUAGUUCCCUGAUCCAUCUCCGUGGGAAAAUCUUUCGAAUCGGUCUUUUGUCAUGUAGCACGCAGAAAAAGGGCGGCUUUUGCUGUUCUUCUCCAUUGGGAUCCAAACAAGGCCCAGAUUUCUGAAGGCUUCUAGGUGGGGAGGGGAACCACCUCGCGGCGGCUGCAUGAAGGAGUGCUGAAACAAUGAGAGAUGAGAACUCGAAGAAAAGCAAGCUAUCAUGGUCCAAGACGCUUGUUAGGAAAUGGUUCAACAUCAAGAGCAAGCCUCAGGAUUUCCAUGCGGAUGAUGAUUUAGCUGGAGAAGGAGGUGAUGGGGAAUGGAGGACCAGCUUCACAGAAAGGGAGACAUGCACAGUAAAGAAAAGCAGAACAGAGCGAUUGUACAAGAAGAAUUACGAUCGAGUUUGGCAAGGAAAAUUAGAUGUUGACGCAGCUCAAAGUACAGAUGUUCAGGACUACAAAAUUUUUCUCUCGACAUGGAAUGUAGGUGGGAAGUCUCCACCGAGAAAUUUGAAUCUUGAGGAGUGGAUCCAUGCUUCACCUCCCGCAGACAUAUAUGUUUUGGGAUUUCAAGAGAUCGUUCCUCUCAAUGCUGGAAACGUCCUCGGCGCAGAAGACAACGUUCCAGCAAAGAAAUGGCUGGCGCUUAUUAGAAAAACACUGAGUACUCUUCCUGGCACAUACAGUUGCGGCAGCUAUAGUAUAUCAUCCCCUGUUCCUGAUCCACUUGUGGAACUAGAUGCUGAUUUUGAGGGGUCCUCAACAGGGAAGAAAAAUUCAUCAUUCUUCCACCGGCGUUCAUUCCAUUCCAUGAGCCGUAGUAUGAGUAUUGAUGGUGAUAUCAUGGUAAUGCAACCGAGGUUGGAACGCCGGUUUAGUGUUUGUGAUCCGGUGAGCAUUGUGAGCAGACCAAGUAACUUUGAUCCCAGUUUUAGAUGUGGAGGCUUAUUCGAUGACAAGAAAUUUGGGGGAGAAUCACCUUCUACAGGUUUUUUCUCACCGUUGUCGUGUGCUUAUGGUGAUCCAGCAUACGUGGAGGAACGGGAUAUUUCGUCAUAUCACUCUAGUUCUAGAUAUUGCUUGGUCGCAAGUAAACAGAUGGUUGGCAUAUUUCUCACAGUUUGGGUACGAAGUGAAAUCAGAGGUGACGUGAAGAACUUGAAGGUUUCUUGUGUUGGCAGGGGAUUAAUGGGUUAUCUUGGAAAUAAGGGUUCAAUAUCAAUCAGCAUGUCUUUGCACCAAACUAGCUUCUGCUUCAUCUGUAGUCAUUUGACAUCAGGACAGAAAGAGGGGGAUGAACUACGGAGGAACUCAGAUGUUAUGGAAAUUUUAAGAAAAACUAGAUUCCCUCCGGUGCAUAGAAUAUGUGAUGAGAAGUCUCCCGAAACAAUUCUCGAUCACGAUCGUAUCAUAUGGCUUGGAGAUUUGAACUACCGCAUUGCUCUUUCCUAUCAGUCAGCAAAGGCUCUAGUUGAGAUGCACAACUGGAGAGCACUGUUGGAAAAAGAUCAGCUUCGGAUAGAGCAAAGAUGUGGACGUGUUUUUGAAGGGUGGAAAGAAGGAAGAAUAUUUUUUCCUCCAACUUAUAAAUAUUCAAACAACUCAGACAGAUAUGCAGGGGAUGACAUACACCGAAAAGAGAAGCGGCGGACACCUGCAUGGUGUGACCGAAUACUAUGGUAUGGUAGAGGUCUUACUCAAUUGACUUACUUGCAUGGAGAGUCUAGAUUCUCCGAUCAUAGACCCGUAUACAGCAUUUUCAAUGCAGAGGUUGAAAUUAUCAAUCGCAACCGGUUUAGGAACAUGGGCUGUUCUAGCUCUCGGGUAGAGGUGGAAGAACUCUUGCCUUACUCACAUGGUUUCACAGAACCCGGUUUCUACUGUUGAGGCUGAAAAUAACUGAAUAAAAAUAAAGGUCAUAAAUUUUGUCUUUUAUUGAAGAGUCAGCCAGGCAUGCCAUCAUUACAACUCCUUUUGGCCUUUUCUACGUGACAUCGUGCAUUGUUGAUCACUUCCUGUCAUUAUUGAUUUCUUUUCUCAUCACUGCAGGUUGUUCUGCACUUAUUCGGCCCAAUAAUUAGCUUCAUAAUCUUUCUGUACUCGGCAUCUACCAAGGACAGCAGCAACCACCAGGGAACAGACACUUAGAGAUUAACCCAAAGGAGAAACUAUUUGGUUGCUGAACAUCCAGUCAAAAGUCUUGUUCAAGGACCCCAUUCCAAAAUCAUUUGGCUACUACUAACAACACAAAUUAACCAGCUAAUUCUUUUCUUUCAUUCAAACAAGCAGUCGGACAGUUCAUUAGGUUGAUCAAGGAAGCUGCCCAGAGAACCUGGAUCACUGUGGUACUGUUAAAUAGGUGUCAUCAGAUCUCAAGUUUUGAUCCAUAUUUGUUCUGACUGAGUGUAAGGAAUUUUUGGUAGAGAGGAUUAAGGCAACAAACAACUGUGUGUACAGUUCUUUCUGUUAUACAUGUUGGGAAAAGGGAAGGUGGAGAUCUGAGUUCACUCAUUGCCACAGUGAUAAAGGAAUGUGGCUAUUAUAUGUUUAAAGGUCAUGACAGAUGGUGUUUUCACUGAAAAAGAUGUGCCAUUGAUGAUAUAUAGAUGUUACUUUUUCUUU